Caenorhabditis auriculariae is the source of this 9209-nucleotide messenger RNA. The record is from the annotation of a GenBank genome assembly. NCBI's taxonomy places the organism in Eukaryota, Metazoa, Nematoda, Chromadorea, Rhabditida, Rhabditidae.
AUGACGAAAAAGAAGAACAAGAAGUCUAAAGGAUCCAACUCUUCUACUUCUCAAUCAACAAGUGUAGCCACCGACGAUCCGUUCGAAGAUGAUACUUUUGUGAAAGACGAUGAUUUGACUUUAACUGAGGCCGACACAGUUAUGAUUGCGAGGUUCGUAGGAGAUUUUGGUUUUUUUGUAAUUGGGCUUACACAGUCUGAUCGCCACCACAAACAAAUCGUUCCAAAAAACGGCUGUUGCUGCUAUGGAGGUAAAAAAACGUUUUUCUGUGUUUUGAAAGCUUUUUUAAGGCCUUCAAGGGUAGAUGUCCACUCGGUCUCGGUUAUUCAAUGAUGGAAAUCUUUGAUGAAUCGGGACCUGGAUUGAAUGAUACCAUUCGUCGACUCAACAUUAUUUAUAUCCUUUUCAGGUGUUUUCAUCGUUUUUUAUUGAGAUAGUUUCUUGUUUUGAGACUGCCUGAGAUCGAAAGCGCUCUACGGACCAGCAAAGCUCCCAAAAAGCCAAAUGAGUACUAUCGCCACAUAUUUCUGCCAUUUUUCACCUAUGCGGUUUCGAAUGUCUUUUUAUCAAAUAUAUUCAGUUUUUCAAGGAAGGAGAGGCUCAUUUGGAGCACGAGUCUCUUUUAGCGAGGAUUAUCCUUUGCAAUGAAUCUCAGGCCGUAGCCAACUUGACGGUGAACGAAUUCAUCGAACGCUCGGAUUCUCUUGUAAAUUUCAAGAGUUUUCUCGAUAUUGUUGAACUUUUUCAGAAGCAUUAUCGUUGUAAUCACGAAGAAGUCUUCAAAUGGGAAAAUGAAAAUAAUAAAAUGUGGCCCGAACUUCCAGAAAAAGGCAUUCCACUGCCUAUUCUCCACAGCGCUACGAGCUGGUAAGUUUUUAGAUCAAUAUAUGUCAGCGAAAUGAUCAUUCAUUCAUACCCUAAAAGUCCGAAUCGGUGAGAGUUUGUAUUUUAAAAAAAAAAUGCGUCAAAAUGUUUUAAAAGUUGUCUGAGUAUCAUAAAGUUCGCAUUUUUUUGCUCUUUCACAUUGAAAUAAUCGAAAUGAAAUUUCAGUCCACGAGAAGUCGUUGACGCCUCAGCUCAAUAUGCCUUCGAAUGCGUUUAUCCCUACAUUCCGACCGUCAUUCCUGACAAAAUGCCAAUUAUGCUCACCGAGGUAUUUUUUCUCUUUUUUUUUUGAACUUUCCGUUUCUAAAAAAAGCCUCCUCCGGUUCAAAGUUAGCUCAAAAAUCAUCAGAACUCGAGUAAACUCUGUUCAUAUUUUUGAAUAUCAGUUUCUUAUCUAUUAGGUCAAAGAGAAAUGUUAGAGAGGUUAAAAAAAUAUAUAUGUGAAUAGUCAUAACUUCCAUAUUUUCAGCGCUACAAUAAGGAACAUCAAAUGGGAUUGACGGCAGAGGAGAUCAACUACACGGACGGGAUUCAGAAGCGCUGUCUGGGCAAAAAAGAAGUGUCCGAGAAGCUUCUGUUCAUGUUCGAGUCCUUGGAGCCUGGUAGAUCUUCAAAAACGACCAAUUAUCAAUGUUUUCUUGUUCAGCCGCCGUCGCGUUUGAACAGGCGUUGAUGGAAGACAGUCCAGACGACUUUUUCCCCUCUGGUUGGUUUCAAAUGUUAUUAUUGUCGAAAAAAUGAAAUUUUCGUGUCAUUUUUAUUCUCUUAAAUUGAAUGAAUGGGAAAUUCUUGAAUCGCUUUUUUUUUUGAGUUGUUUGAGGUUGAUUAACACAUUUUCCGAGAAAAUCGUUUAACCGUUGGUACAAGAAUUUCAAGUUUUGUUUUGAGAGUUGAAAUUAUUAUCACAGUUAUUAGACAUUGUUUGUAAACUUUUAGGCUAGUUACUGUGAGGCUCCGCCCCCUCACUGGGUUACGGUAGGACUUUAAGCUAAAUUUUCUAACCUUUUUCCUAGUUGACGGAUCGACUUCAAACUUUUUUCAAAACGCAGAUAACGGUAUUUUAAAGCAUUUUCAAAUCAAAAAAUCAAAAAAAAUUUUUGAAAUGAGUUUGCAUCAGGUAUAUAUAUUACCGAACUUCAGAAUUUAUAAUUCUUUAGAUUUCUGUAUUUUCGGUUGGUGACGGAGAUUGGAGCCUGGGGUUUUGUGGAAGCUAGAAAUGCAUAUUACAAGUUGAACUAUACUCUAUUCAACUUUAGCUUGUUACAAAAUGAAAAAAAAUGCGUCUAAACCUCUAAUUUCGCCAUUCUAAUCAUCCAAUAUCUUCAAUUUUGCUUGAAUCCUGAAAUCUGAACUUUGCUUAAAGUCAAGCCAAACGAACUACAUUCUAAAUCUCUGAAAAAGGAUUUUUUUUUUUCAGAUUCUCCGACUCCAUCGGAAUUAGCGGCCGAGAAUUCCAUCUCAGCGACUGACGAAAUUACGAACUGCAUCGAGAAAUUCUUGGAAGGAAUCACUUUGGGGCAAGAUUUUCGAAAGCUGAAGAUCUUCUGAUUUUUCGAAUUUAGGCCAUUUCAAACGAGGGUCAUACAGACUUUUCUGGAAGAUGCGCCGCCUGCAGAUCCCCAUUAUCGGCUUCUGAUGGGAGCCGUUAGGGACAAGGAACUCUUGCCCAGGGUCAUGUUCAGUAAUUCUAAGGUUUCUUUUUUGAAAAAAAAUAAUAAUAAAUAAAGUUAAUUUUUAGGUCACCGCGGAAAUAAUGUCACGUCUGGUCGUCCUCGACCCCACGCAAUAUUCCAGGUUCGAAAUUAAAAACAAAAAAAUUAAGGCCUUUUUGAAAUUUCUUUCUUGAAAAUAAAAGAAAAAGCCCAAUGCAGUGUUUAAAGCGAUUCCGCGAAAUCCAAAAUAAUCGUCAGAGAAAAAAAAAGAUAAUUGAAUUUUUGAGGGCCACAGAUUCGUCUGUAAGCUUGAAAAAUUCAAUAGGGAAAAAAAAAGUCAAAAUAUUUUCAGAUUGAUCGAGUCGCUGACCCAUUUGGAAGUGGCAGUUCAACCAAUGGAAGCUUUGGUCAAGGUUUUCCCAGAAGGAAUUCAAAAAAUUGUCGUAUGUUUCUCAGAUUCUCAACAUGAAGAUGUUGUUCACGGAUCCAGACAGAAAGCCCGUUUGCGAGUACAUUCGCUACUGUAUUCGAAAAUGCGAACAGUCCGAAAAUCAUCGUCACAUUCGCCUCGUCUCCAAUCUCAUCGCCAAACUCGUCAAGGAGGGCAUUCUGCUGGCCAGGGUUAGCUUGUUGUUCCUUGCUUUUUUUCGUAGAACAUGAUCAAAAGUUCUUACCGCCCUAGAUCUGUUCAAUAACUGUUAAUUUUUCUUGAAAGUCCUGCGGAUUAAGAAUUAGAUCAUGACUCGGGUAUUUAGGAGUAGUAGACGUUUGACAUUUGAAUUUUUUUAAGAAAGUUCUCAAAAGAAAUAAGUCAGAAAAAAAAAUAGACUAAAGUCUUUUCACGGUUUCCGGCCAAUUUGAUGAUUCAAAAUUUAUUUUGUUUUUGCUUGCUUUUUUAAUCACAAAACAGCAUUAAAUGAUUUUUUAUAGUGGUAGUUCAAUGUUAUUUCUGGAUUUCUCGUGCUCAUCGAAGAAGUAUUUUUUGAAUUAACAAUGUUCCAUAUUUAUAAGGACAUAAACUUCCACGUGAGUAAGUUUUGUUAGUAGAAACUUCUUGCAAAAAAUUUGAAAAAAUUUUUUUUUUCAUAAAUUGCCUUAUUUUCGAACGAACGCCUUGAUAAAUUGUUCAUUAUCCUGUUGAGACACUACCGCUUUCAUCGUGGAAUUGAAAAAAUCCUAGUACAAGUAGAACCAAUGAAACCAUUAAGGUGAACUAACGGGUCAUGUUACAGGAAAUGUUCAAAGACGCUCGAAACUUCGCGAUGAAGUUCACGAGUAACCGCGAUGCGACGAACAUGUACACGCUAGUGUCCCAAGCAUACAGUGGAGAAGUUCAAGAUCAAAUUCGAGUUGAAUAGCUCCGUUUCCGACAAAUAUUCAAUCAGUAUCAAGCAUUCUCUUGCGUUUUUUUGUGUUUAUAUUUUAUAUUUUUUUAUUUUUUUAUUUUUUUAUUGUAGUAAUUUAUAGGUUGUCAAAUGCUAUUUUGCUAGUCCCUCUCCCGGUGACUCAAAGUUUUUCAGGCAUAUUUCAAUUCUUGUCAGAUUUCAUCAUCAUUCAGCCAUUCGUGUUGUUGAUAUAUAUUUCUAUUUGACGCGUUGAAAUGGAGAAACGGAACAGAAAUGGCUCGAAAACAGAAAAUUUCACCUUUACUCUAGGACAUUUUCCGUUUCUACAUUCAACGCGCCCUUAUAUAUACAUAAAUAUUUUCGGGUCUAAUCUGGGAAAAAAAAAGGUUGCAUGUUGUCGUAUAUUUGUAUAAUUGCAAUAAAGUUUUGAAAAAAGAAAUGAUCAUGUUUUGAAUUACCGUAAGCUUAUCGGCCGAAAUUAUUGAAAUUUUCUGAAAAAAUUUUCUCAUUCAAUCUGUUAUUUGGCCCACAAGAGAGGUAUAUCUGUUUCACGGUUGGCUAGAGCCAUCGAAAAAAGGGUCCUGACACGGAGAAAAAAGAGAUAGUGCCUUUUUUGUGGAGAGCGCAGACAGGUCACGCCCCUUACCCUUUAACUUGAGCUAGCCGUGAAUCGGCUAUAAUUAAGAGGCCCAGUUCGUAAUUAUUUGUGAUUUUUCCUAAACACUUUUUGAAUUUCCGGUAUUUCUUGAUUCAGGAGAAAGAUACGCAGGUUUCUACUUCCUUGAGCAACUUGAGCAAAUUAAUAAAUAUCUUAAACUUCAACACAUCCCGAAAAUGAAAUAAUUAAAAAAACAUUCUUUUUAUUCCGUUUGGAAAUCAUUCCAAAAAAGCAUUAUUUGUUCCUUUAAAGUCCGAAAAGAGAUUUCGGAAAAAACCAUAAACGCAAAUUUGAAGCAUGGUGGCUGCGGAACCUGAGACUUCGAGACAGUGUCUCUUCUUGGACUUUCUGCAGUCUCUUCCCGAAAAAUCGAGACUUCCGCUUCUCGGCAAGCCGUCAUGCGGUUAGAAGAUACAUGUAAUUUAAAAAAAAUAUAUGUUUGUAUGAUCCAGCUCUUUUCGUAUUUCGAAUGCUCCCUGCAAUCACUCAACAGUCAAUCGUCCAGCUCAUCUGGAACGCGAACAAUGAGUUUUUUAAUUCUAAGCUGCUUCUGAAAUUAUUUUUGUGACUUCAGAUCAAGCCUAUGGGAAAAAGUGGAACUUAUCCCUUCGUUGAAGCUUCUCCAGUCCCUUAAUAUUGUUGAUAAUGGGAGGAAUAUUGAAGCAUGAUCUCACAUUCUUUCCCAGAAUUUAUUUUGGUUUCACAGAAGUCUUUCCGAAGCGCUUACCUUUCCGCAGCAAUGAGCGGCUCAUCAAGGUGCGCGAAUCUUCGCGAGAAGCUCGUAGAAGAGAAAAAGAAACAGAAGGAUAUCGGAAAGAAGGCUUCCGAACGAUGGGAUUGUAUUCUGAGGCAAGUUUUGGGGGAAUUAGGCUAUUUUUCUACUCAUUUUUAUUUUUUGAUAUACUAGUUCUUUUAAUUUAGUUGGAUUUUUUCAUAAAAGACUUUUUUUAUUCACUUGAAGGCAUAGAGGCAAUAAAAAACGGGGGUUCAAGGGAAAUUAGUAUCUUGUAGAGCUUUUCAUUGCGAAUUGAACGGUCUAAUCAAAAAAGCACAGACAUGAGUACUUUUGAAAAAAACAAACGUAAGUUUAUUUUCCCGUCUUCUAAUUUUGAAAUACGCUUUGGAUCGGUGUACAGAAAACUGUUUACAGUAGCCGUACACGCGAAGUUCGUGUCAUUAGACUCGCAUUUUGCGAGAAUUUUUCAAAAAAAUUUUAUAUAUCAAAAAGAUAAAAUAAUAAAAAGGGAAAAAUCCGAACUCCGAAGAAGUUCAGAUACCUGGCGUUGCCGUCCGAACAGAACAUGGCGUCGGUGUCGGCCACGACUCGGACUCUCUUCCGAGCGGCCAACUUCACGUCGGGCGACGGCGAGUCCGACCUCGAGAUCACCUCCAGCGGCUUCCAGUUCCUGCUGCUCAGCCCCGUGGAGCAGAUGUGGACUUAUAUCCUCGGUUUUGAUCCGAUUCAAGCUGUGGAACUUCUGGAAUUUCUUUUAAGAGUACUUCAAAUUGGAGAUCAGCAAUGGAUACGACAUCGUCGAGUUGUUAGAGCUCCUCAUACAGAUCGUUUUAUGCGCGACCAAAGGUAUGCUUCCGGAAUCUGUAAAGCUCAUUCUGAUAUGGAUGAUGAUGAUAAGAAUGAUAAUUAAUGUGAAAUCAGAAAAAAAUAUUUUUCAUAAGCCUAGGCGUUACUGAGAUAAAAAGAAAAAGGUCAGAAAUUUGGGAAAUCCAGUUUGUGAGAAACAGUAUCUGAAUCCGAUUCUUUAAAAAUAAAUUUGGAUUUUGAAUUUUUUUUUUCCCGGAAAGUUUUAUGAAGAAGACUUUCUAAGAGAAAAAUCCCGAAUUUCAAUUUUUUCUAGUUUUUCUCCCGAAAAUUUUACGAGAAAGUUCAAUUUUUUCGUCCUUCAACAAUUAUCGACAAGUUUGAUCAAUGUUUACUGAAAACUUUGUGGUGAAAGGAUUGGAGAACUAGAAAUUUCUAUGAAUAUCAGUUUUUUAAAUGUCACGUUAGUCUUUAUGCCCUUAAUAUGUAGUCGAGUUUGAAUUUCGAGGCUUUGAACCUGGACAGCGGUCCUACGUACUUGACGAAAACUGGAGUGAACGCCAAACGGAGUUGAUCAACCAUCUCCGAGAGUUGGGAGUCAUCUUUAUUCGAAAAAGGAAAGAUGGGUAAGCGAUGACUUCCACAGAAAAUUCCAACUUCUUCUCAGUAUCUUCUUCCUGACGCCUCUUGUUCUGUACCUGGCUUCCCGAGAAGAUUCGGAGACGGCGAUUGAGAGGACGGCGCACGGAAGCAUCAUCGUCGAGACCAACUUCCGGCUCUACGCCUACACUUCUUCGCCUCUCCAGCUCGCCAUUCUGUCUACUUUCACCGAGAUGACCUACAGGUUCUCAUUGGCUUUUGAGCAGUCAGUCUAGCCCAAUAUAAAGAUCUGUCAGAAAUUUUUUUUGAUCGCAACUUGCUUGCAUGGAGUUUUUAUUAAAAUCUUUUUGAAACUUUCUGGAGUUUUGGUCGCUGUUAUAUGUAAAAACAUAGUGAAACUUCGAUUCUCACUAGGGAACUACUCGGACUCGGGGUACGCGUUUCGAGUUGGAACUUUGGUGGCUUAUAGACCCGGGUAAGAGAACUUGGAAACAAGAGAGAUUAUCUGCUAAACUCCAUAGGCUUCUGAGAAAAAGCUUUUUGAAAAUGAACAUUUUAGGCUUGAAAAUUAUCAAAUUAUUGCUUUCCUCCUUCUUUUGGCUGAAAAAAAGUUUUUUAGAGUUCAUAAUAGCCGCAUCAUUCGAAGCGACUGUAUUAAAAUAUAAGAUAAGGUAGAAAUCAGUAUUCUGAAAAUUUUCAGGCCUAAUUUUUACAUUUUCUACUAAUUUUUUUCCAGUUCUAUAUUGGGUUUAGCAGAUAUUCUCACUUUUUUUCAAGCAAUCUCACUUAGGUCUACAAACCAAUUAAGUUUGAACUCGAUCCGCGUAACCGAGUCCGAGUAGUUCCCUAGUCAGAGAAAAAUCUGCCAUUGUACAUCUCUCUCCAAAAGUUAAAAAAAAAUACGUUUUUGAUAAUUAGAUUAAUAUUUUUUUAAAAAGUUUUACUAUUUUUCAGAUAUUGAUGAUGAUAAUAUGUUUGAACAAAAUCAAAGUGUAUAUCGAACUGCGAUUUCAAAUCAAUAAAAAAAUUGUUUCGAGAAAAGUUAGAAUCAGCACAAUGUGAGGUAGUUGACUCGUGGGAAAGCCUGAAUUUUCAAGUUACAUUUUGAAAAACAAAACCAAGUAGUUUCGAAACUUACUGUCCUUCGAGCAUCUUCAUAGGAAACCGGCAAAAUAUUGUAUUAAAGUAAUCUUUUUCGAAAUUAUACAUUUUUCGGUCCAACCUGUAGAACCGACACGACGCCUCUUUGAAAGAAAUUAUUUUUCCGCAGGCUGGUCAUUUUCCAGCAAGUUAAUUGUUUUCAGAUUCAACGACAUGUCGGUAGGAAUUUUGACGAGGGAAUCAGUUCGUAGAGCCUUGCAAGUCUGUUUCUGAUCAAGAAGAUCAAAUUCUCUCAAAUGGCCGUUCAGGUCGGCAUUACGGCGUCACAAAUCGUCUCGUUCUUGCGGACGAAUGCCCAUCCCCAGUGCUUGGCCAGCAGUGGACCCUUGAACUGUCUUCCUGUUACGGUAAUCAAAAUUCACCUGGAUGGCUUCUAGAGGUGAAGUUCAGGUUUCUGAUCAAAUCCGACUGUGGGAGGACGAGCGGAGGAGGCUCAACCUCACGGAUUCUGUGCUCUAUUCGACUUUCGAGAGCGAAAACGAGUUCAUUGGUGCGUUUAACUUCUUUUUUUGUUCAUUUCGUUCCGCAUUUUUGAAGAACUCUUUUACGAUUUCACAUUUAGUGAACUUUCUUCGGAAUGCGUGAGAGUGCUCUGAUGAUUUAAAAAGGAACUGAAAAGUUCAUUUUCAGCGCUUUUUCACCUUUUCUCGCUGGAUUUUCUUAUCGGCUUCUCGAUCUCUUUUUUUGAGCUUUUUUUGCCGUCGUUCUCCUCUCACAAAUGAAAUUUUGAAAAAAAAUUUUUUCGAGAAGGUAUUGCCAAACUUCUUCUUUUUUGGCAGACUUGAAUUCUAGCUCAUUUUGGAGUUUGAUGAAAAAAAAAGUUCAGUUUUUGUUCGAGAAGCAGAAUGUUAAAUCAACUCGCGAAAAUGUUUUUUUCUGAAUAGAGAAAGGAAAUGAAUAAGUGAAAAAAAUUAGCAUUUUGCGCAUGACUAAUUUUUGUAGAAGCGCGUGUAAAUAACAACUUUUUACUUUGAUUUUUUUGGCUUUUAAUUUUCGGAUAUCAUUUCGUUUAGAAAUGAUUGAAAAAUCUUAUAAAUUUUUAAAUGAAAGCGUUCUUAAUAAUUUCUUCGUUUCGUGAAGUUAUGAAAAAAAUAAAAAAAUUUUUAGUACGAAAAAAAUAGCUGGAUAAGUCUUUUCUCAUCUAUGAAGAUGUACUCAAAAAUGUCUUCCCAAUUUUUCGCGAUUUCAACAUUAAUCAUUGAACUCUCAUUGUGAAAACAUGAAAUAUUUUAAUUCUCGCAGGCGUGCGUGACUUUGCCGCGAGCGAGGGUAUUCUGAUGUGGGCCGACAGCGUCCAGAAGCUCGUGAUCGUCACGGAGGAAGGUCACGACCGCGUCAAGCAAUGGUGGAAGGCCAACAAGCGGUGA